GAUAUGGGCUCAAACGAAAACACUAACGGAGGCAGGGGAAGAAGGAGAACACGAAGCCGGGGAAGAAAUCAAACUGAAAGGGAGGAAACAGAUGGAGAAGGAGGAGAAGGUGUAGGGAUGCGUGGGAGAGGCAGAGGAAGAGGAGGAAACAGAGGAGGAGGAAGAGGAGGAGGGGGAGGAAGAGGGAGAGGAGGAGGAGCAGAUCCAGGAAGAAGGGAUGACAGAGCUGCAGGAAGAGAAGGCAGGGAGGAGACAGAUGGGAGAGGCAGAGGAAGAGGAGGAGGAGCAAAUGCAUGGAGGGGGGGUGAAAGAGAUGCAGGAAGACAGGGGGGAGGAGCCAGACAGAGAGGAGGAGGAGGAGGAGGAGGGAGGGGGAGAGGAAAUGGAAGAGAAGUGGCAGAGAGAGAGAGAAAUGGAGAGCAAGGUGCAUUUGAAAGAGAGGGAGCUAGAAGGGGGGUGGCAGAAAGGGGUGCAAGGAGAGGAGGACAUAGUGUGGAUAGAAGAGAAGGAAGAGGGGGUUGGAGGAGAGAUGGUGCAGGAGACAAUCAAGGGAGAUCAAAAUCUACAGGAAGGGUGGGGGCACCACAGGGUCAUGGACUGGGCUAUAAAAAGCUGGAAAAUCUCUCUGGUGAAGAUCCAUCCAUAGUGGCCAUCACCCUGUCCUCUGAUCCGUCCCUGAAAGAGGUCCUGUAUGUGACAAAAAUGAGGCAGGACCUUGUCGAACUCCUCUGCCUGGUGCUGAGCAAAGCCUUCAAAUCACGGUCAGACAGAGGCACCCUGCAGCACCUCGCUGGCAUCAUAAAAGAUUCAGGUUUCUUGCGCACUGUCCUACCCCACUAUCUUGUGGGCAUGGUGUCAGAGGCCAACCCCGGCCGCAGGGAGCAAUACCCACAGCACCUGGAUCACAUCCUGGCUAUUCUGUCAGAGGUCCUCAGCAUCUUCCCUGCUAGCUCGGUCCAGGCUGUGAGUUUGCUGCUGACGCUGCUUGAAGCCUCCAUCAACAGCCUGAGGGCAUCAGGAGUGGACAUCCAGCCACAAACUGAGCAGAGUGUGGAGAGUAUUCAGGAACUGAUCAAGCACCUCCAGGAGAGAUCCAGGGAGGGUACCCUGCGCUCAGACAAGGACACGUAUGCCUUCUUACGGACUGGAGGUGAUACCCCAGGUGAAGAAGAUCAGGAAGAUUUCAGGACCAUAUCCAUCUACCCAACUCCUGAAGAGUUCCAUCAGGAACACAGGCCUUUCCUGAGACCCAACCUUACCGCUCAGCGCUACAGAAACACCCACAUCUACCUUGACACCCACUUCCGGCUGCUAAGGGAGGACUUUGUGCGGCCACUCCGUGAGGGGAUCCAACAAUUGCUUCGGAACAAAACGGACAAGGGCAGAAAUGAUAACCCGCUGAAGACAAAGCGCUUUGAUGACAUCAGAGUAUAUUUUGACACAAAACUGGUGGUGCCCAAGUGCACACACACUGGUCUGGCCUACAUAGUCAAGUUUGACACUCAGCCACUUCAGUUUGUGCGCUGGCAGAACUCCAAGAGGCUGAUCUAUGGAUCCCUGGUCUGCCUGUCAUGCGAUAAUUUCAAGACCUUCUUGUAUGCCACAGUGUCAGAUCGGGAUCCCAAAGAACUAAUGAAGGGACAUGUUCAGAUUGCCUUUACUGAAGAAAGCAGAUUCAAGUUGGCCAGAAUUGAGAAAGAUCAAUCGUUCCUCAUGGUUGAGACCACUGCCUACUUUGAGGCCUAUCGAUAUGUUCUAGAGGGCUUACAGGAGCAGGACGACGACGACCUGCCCUUUCAGAGAUACAUUGUGGAGUGCAGAACAGAUGUGCGACCUCCAGCUUAUCUGCGAAGAAGAGAUGAUUAUGACCUGUCAUCCGUGGCUCACCCUGACCAUAAGGCCAGUAUACGGCCCUUUCACUGCCUGAACCCAGAGAAAUGGCCGAAAAUGGAGAAACUGGGGCUGGAUGAGUCUCAGAUGAAAGCCUUCCAGCUGGCCCUCACAAAAGAGCUGGCCAUCAUACAGGGACCUCCUGGCACUGGAAAAACCUACGUGGGGCUUAAGAUUGCUCAGGCUCUGCUGACCAAUCAGGAUCUCUGGAGAGAUAGACUUGGCUCGGCUCCCAUGCUGGUAGUGUGUUACACUAACCAUGCCCUGGAUCAGUUCCUUGAGGGUAUUCAUAAAUUUCUGCAAGAGGGAAUAGUGAGAGUAGGAGGCCGCAGCAACAGUGAGAUCCUGAAGCGUUUCAAUCUAAGGGAGCUGACCCACUCGCAGAAGUUCAGAGAUUCGCUGCCGUCUCACCUGCACCGUGCACAUAAUCAGAUUUACAGGCAGCUGUGUGAGGAAGAGAGGGGGAUCCAGACACAAAGCGUGAGGCUGGAGUGUUCCUUGAAAGGCGUCCUACGUGAAACCUUCUUAAGGAAGUUCAUUUCAGACCUACACUGGCUCAGUCUGCACGAGCCACCUACAUGGGAUGGUUUUGUGACCUGGGGAGAGAAGAAGUCCAGUGUGGUGAUGGACUGGUUGGGUUUGGGUUCCACUGUCUUCCUGCAGAGGGCGACAGAGAAUGCAAAUAGAAAUGAAGCAGAAGAGGAAGCGAUGGAGGUGGAUUACGAGGACGACUUCAUUGAAAUCGCAGAGGAAGCAGAUCUGAUCCAGGCAGAGCGCAUUAUUGAAGACAACAUUGGUCCCAGACGUGGCAGAAAGAACGAAGACACGGAGGAGGCUGUGAGAGCAGUAGAGGAACUGAUGUUGGCUAUGAACCUGGAUGAAGCUGAGAUACAAGCUGAGCAGAGUGAGGAAGGAUGGGAGAUGCAACGAACCCAGAAGAGAAAAAUGAAGAACAGAAUCAGGAAAGAGCUUGGGAAGACCUCAGCCAUGACUGACGAAGAGGAAGAUGAUGUCUUGGAUAUAUGGACUCUUAGCCAGCAAGAAAGAUGGAGACUUUAUCGGUUGUGGGUGGCACGUUACAGGGCAGAACUUUGCACCAUAGUCCUAGAGUCUGAACAGGCCUAUCAGAACGCAGUGGACAGAUUGGCUGAUGUAAAACGUCAUGAGAACCUCUGUCUCCUCAAGGAAGCCAAGGUUAUUGGCAUGACGACAACAGGGGCAGCCAAGUUCCGUAAAGUUCUGCAAGAAGUGGGUCCAAGCCUGGUGAUCGUAGAAGAGGCUGCAGAGGUUCUGGAAGCCCACACAAUCACCACACUGAGCCAAGCAUGCCAACACCUCAUCCUCAUUGGAGACCACCAGCAGCUGCGCCCCAGUGCCACAGUAUACGAACUUGCAAAGAACUACUACCUGGAGAUGUCCAUGUUUGAGAGGCUGGUUAAGAUGGGAUUUCCUUUUGUCAGACUCGACUACCAGCAUCGUAUGAGGCCAGAAAUUGCCCGUCUUCUGACCCCACACAUCUAUGCAGAGCUGGAAAAUCAUCCCUCUGUGCUGAAGUACGACAACAUCAAGGGUCUUAAUGCCAAUUUAUACUUUGUUGAGCACAACCACCCAGAAGAACAGAUCAAAGACGGGAAAAGCCAUCAGAACCGACAUGAGGCGAUGUUUAUAGUCUCUCUUUGCCGAUAUCUAAUCUUUCAGGGCUACAAACCAGAGCAAAUUACCAUCCUCACAACCUAUACUGGGCAGCUCUACUGUCUGCGCAAUCUCAUGCCUGCCGCACAGUUCACAGGGGUCAAAGUGCAUGUUGUGGACAAGUACCAAGGAGAAGAGAAUGACAUUGUCUUGUUGUCUCUGGUCCGCAGUAACGCGCAGGGCAGAGUUGGCUUUUUGAACAUACCCAAUCGCGUCUGUGUAGCCUUGUCUCGUGCCAAAAAAGGUCUCUACUGUAUUGGCAAUGGCACAAUGCUGAGCCAAGUCAAACUGUGGAGCAACAUCUUCCACACCUUGAGGGAGAAAAACCAGGUUGGGAAUUCUCUGACCCUGUGCUGUCAGAAUCAUCCUGAUCGACAGGUAGAAGUGUCUCGAGCUGAUGAUUUCAAGCAAGCCCCUGAGGGGGGGUGCACCAAGCCUUGUGAGUUCCGUUUGGAUUGUGGCCAUGUUUGCGCAAGUGUCUGCCACCCCUACGACCCCGAGCACAAAGAGUACAAGUGUCUCAAGAAGUGCCAGAAGAUUUUGUGCGAUCUGGGUCACAGGUGCACACUUUUGUGCUAUCAAAAAUGCCCAGAGGGAUGUCCAGUGAAGGUUGAGAAGAUCAUACCCCAGUGUGGGCACAAGCAGAUGGUCCCUUGCCACCAGGACCCGAAGACAUUCUCAUGCCGGAAGCCUUGCCAGAAGCUGCUUGGCUGUGGACAUCCUUGUGAAUCAUUGUGUGGGCAACCAUGCACAAGUCACUGCAAGGUUAAGGUCACCUUAAAACUAAAGUGCGGCCACAGCCAGAUAGAUGCAUGCUUUUACAAAACUGAGGAAGACAAGCCCCAAUGUAGAACCCCGUGUGAAAAACAGCUGAAGUGUGGCCAUACCUGUCGGGGAAACUGUGGCAAGUGUAGUCAGGGACGGUUCCAUUACCCGUGUUCUCACCACUGUGAUCGUCUCCUGAUUUGCUCUCACAAGUGCAGCGAGCCUUGCACUCGUGAUUGCCCCCCCUGCAAGAAACCAUGUGAGAACUGCUGCGUGCACAGCAAGUGUAUGAAGCCAUGUGGACAUCCCUGUGCUCCGUGCAUUGAGCCCUGCGCUUGGCAGUGCCCUCACCAAAGCUGCAGUAAGCUUUGCUAUGAGCCAUGCGAUCGUCUGCCAUGUACCCAACCCUGUGCCAAGACCCUGGCUUGCGGCCACCCAUGCAUAGGUCUGUGUGGAGACAAAUGUCCAAGCAAAUGUCGCAUCUGUAAUCACGAUGAAGUCACAGAGAUUUUCUUCGGCACUGAGGAUGAGCCUGAGGCUUACUUUAUUCAGCUAGAGGACUGUGGACACAUCAUUGAAUACACGGCCAUGGACCAAUACAUGGGGAUGGAUGACAACCAGCAGGCAAAUGAAGGCGAGGAGGUGGCCAUAAAACUGAAGGAAUGUCCGAAAUGUAAAGCUCCAAUCCGCAAGAAUCUACGCUAUGGAUCUCACAUCAACCGCAGUCUGGCUGAGAUAGAGAUGGUAAAGACAAAGAUAAAUGGAAGUCAGGCGGUUAUUGAACAGCACAAAAGGGCCCUUCAAGAGAAGUGGGAGGACAACCUUUACCUCCAUGAAAUGCAUUCCCAAGAGGACUAUAUGCAAAUCCAAAAGAAACUGGAAAAUAAGUAUCUCACAUCAAAUGAUCUGUGGAUCCUGGAAAACAAGAUGGAUUUCCUCAUACAAGUUACAAAGCUGAUGAGGAUCCAAAAAGAAAACACAUCAGCCAUGCAAUGCCUCAUAUUAGGAGGGCAUAUCUUGGAGUUUGUGCGCCAGCUCAACUGCUGGCGCCAAAAAUUCACAGUUCAGCAGGUCUUUGAUUUGCAGAGAGAGCUCCAGAGAAUCAACCUCCUGACCGACAUCAACGCCCGUUGCCAUAAGGCAAACAUAAGAGCAAAAAGUGACACAAUUAAGUCCGAGGUAAAAGCAAUAACAACAAUUUUGGAAAAGGCUGGCCAAUUCACAGAGCAAGAUCAGGACAGAGUGAAAGAAGCCCUGAAGGAAUUAGACAAGAAGCUUCCAGCCACAGGUUUGGGGAUCACGGAGAAGGAGAGAGAGAUGAUCGUCUCGGCUAUGAAAAUGCCGUCUGGACACUGGCACAAAUGUCCUAAUGGCCAUGUGUAUGUCAUAACUGAGUGUGGAGGGGCUAUGGAGAGUCGACAAUGCCCUGAUUGUGAAGCUACUAUUGGUGGGGUCGGUCACAGUCUGGCAACUGGCAACCAAGUGGCCUCAGAGAUGGAUGGGGCACAGCACCCCGCCUGGUCUGAAGCCAACAACCUUCUAAACUUUGGUCGUCUUGACUUCUGAAAGCUAUCUUACAGACAUCUGCUGUUGCCUUCUGACUCUCAGCUGCAAACUUACAUGCAACAGGUGGUAAUUUUACUGUAGUGACCACUUUAAUCAAUGCUGGACCAGAAGUUAUCUCUACUGCUUGAGAUGAGGGAUGCACAAUUUAGAAAAAAAAGAAGUUAAUGUUAAUUUGACUAUUUGGUAAUUUCUUUAAAAAAAAUAUAUGUUAAAAUGGGCUUGAUGUGAUACAUUUUUGUUUUUUUCCAAAGAGUGUGUAGAAUACAAUUUGUAAGAUGUGCCAUAACUUCAUACCUAAUUUAGAAUAGGACCCAUUCUUUUCUGUGACAGAUUUUGCUGUUUCUGCAAUUUGGAUAUUGCACUAGUCCAUAUUGCAAUGUCAAUAAACGUUCUAUUGUAGACCAUAAUCGUCUUGCAUACAAUUUACUUUGAAAAUACAGGCUUAGAUAGUAAUAGCAAUAAUUUGUGACACUUUUUUUUUUUU
Messenger RNA from Centropristis striata (black sea bass), 6397 nucleotides. RefSeq names its product zinc finger, NFX1-type containing 1 (gene znfx1). Lineage: Eukaryota; Metazoa; Chordata; Actinopteri; Perciformes; Serranidae. The record is from RefSeq and is a predicted model, not a curated record. The transcript has 17 exons. Gene Ontology annotation, molecular function: helicase activity; zinc ion binding. Gene Ontology annotation, biological process: regulatory ncRNA-mediated heterochromatin formation. The coding region runs from base 4 to 5913 and encodes 1969 amino acids. Gene Ontology annotation, cellular component: nucleus; nuclear RNA-directed RNA polymerase complex.